AUGUCUGCGGAUAAGAUAACUUUCCUCACCAACUGGCACGCUACGCCGUACCAUGCACCGCUUUACCUUGCCCAGGCCAAAGGGUUCUUCAAAGAAGAGGGCAUCCAGGUGGCUCUCCUGGAGCCCAACGACCCCAGCGACGUAACCGAAAUUAUCGGCAGCGGCAAAGUUGACCUUGGUUUCAAGGCCAUGAUUCACACUCUUGCUGCCAAAGCCCGUAACUUCCCUGUCCUCUCGAUUGGCAGCCUUCUGGACGAACCCUUCACCGGCGUCGUCUACCUCAAGGAUUCCGGAAUCACCGCCGACUUUAGGUCCCUCAAGGGCAAGCGUAUCGGCUACGUCGGCGAGUUUGGCAAGAUUCAGAUCGAUGAGCUCACUUCGCACUACGGCCUGACUCCCGCCGAUUACACCGCCGUCCGCUGCGGCAUGAACGUCUCCAGUGCCAUUAUCAAGGGGGAUAUUGACGCCGGUAUCGGCCUAGAGAACGUGCAGAUGGUUGAGCUGGAGGAUUGGCUUGCUACCCAGGGCCGGGACAGGGCCGACGUCCAGAUGCUUCGCAUUGACGAGCUCGCGGAACUCGGAUGCUGCUGCUUCUGCUCGAUUCUCUACAUUGGCAACGAGACCUUCAUCGCGCAGAAUCCGGACAAGGUUCGGGCCUUCAUGCGCGCCGUCAAGAAAGCGACUGACUUUGUCCUGGCAAACCCGCACGCUGCGUGGAAGGAGUAUGUUGACUUUAAGCCUGUUAUGGGCACUGAGCUCAACAGAAAGAUCUUUGAGCGCAGCUACGCAUACUUCUCCGAGGACCUCAAGAACGUCGAGCGCGACUGGGCCAAGGUCACCAAAUAUGGUCAACGACUUCAGGUCCUGGGCCCAGAGUUCACACCAAACUAUACCAACGAAUUUCUUGACUGGGCUCUGCAGCCGGCUUCUAUUGACCCUACUGGCGACCAGAAGCGAAUGGCUGAGCUCCAGAAGAAUGUGGCUGGCUGCGGUGGCUUCCGCCGCUUGCCCCUAUGUCGCUAG
Molecule: messenger RNA, 1023 nt
Organism: Neurospora tetraspora
Lineage: Eukaryota; Fungi; Ascomycota; Sordariomycetes; Sordariales; Sordariaceae
Product: NMT1/THI5 like-domain-containing protein
Exons: 4
Coding region: 1-1023 (340 amino acids)
Biological process (GO): thiamine biosynthetic process
Source: RefSeq, a predicted model, not a curated record